AUGAAAGAAGAUGAGUCCAUUCAUGAUAUGCACACUCAUUUCAGCUCCAUAAUCAAUGAGCUUCAUUCUCUUGGAGAAAUAAUUCCAACCAACAGGCUAGUCCGGAAAAUACUCUGUGUUCUACCAAGUUCUUGGGAAAGUAAAGUGAAUGCCAUCACUGAAGCCAAGGACCUGCAGACACUGACUAUUGACGAGCUUAUUGAUAACCGUAAGACGUAUGAGAUGAAGAGAAAGAAGGAUCUUGAAAGAAGAGAGCCAAAGAUGGAGAAAAGCCUGGUUCUUAAAGCUACUAAAAAUGACGCAAGCUCUGAUAAAUCCGAGAUGGCGUACCUCACACGAAGGUUUCAUAAAAUAAUUCGAAGAAAUGGCAGGGAUUAUUAUAAAAAUGCUGAUAAGACAGCUAAGAGGAACCAGGUCCUUGGCAAGAAGUUCAACAGAAAAUAUAUUGCUUACAACUUGGUAAAGCAGGCUCUGGUUGCUUGGGGAGAUUCUUCCAAUGAAUCUGAAGAUAGAGAUGAUCUAGGAGAUACAUCUAUGUUGGCUAUCGACAAUGAACCUUCUGAAUAUGAGUCAAUCUUUGCACUCAUGGCCAGAUCUAACGUUGAUGAUGACAAUGAGAAAGAUGAGGUAAAUAUUUUUUAUGUUCAGAAAAAUCUGAAAAAAAUUAAUGCUUUAGAACAAGUAAGGGAUGAUUUGGUGGUCACUGUUGUAGAUCUAAAAGAGCAAGUUGAGGAAGUAACUAGAGAAAAUUCUCUGUUACAAAGCCAAAUGAAAAAAUGGAUGAACACUCCAUCUAAAGGAAAACAAGUGGCCAGUGAGACUCACCUUGAGCUUGAAAAUAAGCUUAAGAAAACCAAAAUAAGUCUCACUGCUGAGCUAAAGAGGAAUAGGCAACUUCAAAUGGAUCUGAAAAGGGUUAAAAUUGAUCUUGACAAGUCACUUCAUUGGACCAGGUCCUCUGAUGUUGUUGCUGAUAUGUACAGGAGUAAUGGUGAAAGGAAAGGCUGGAGUGAGAGGACGCAGUCAAAAAUGGUAUAUGAAUAG
Messenger RNA from Lycium barbarum (goji berry), 1044 nucleotides. RefSeq lists its product as uncharacterized. The transcript has 4 exons. The record is from RefSeq and is a predicted model, not a curated record. Bases 1 to 1044 code for a protein of 347 amino acids. NCBI's taxonomy places the organism in Eukaryota, Viridiplantae, Streptophyta, Magnoliopsida, Solanales, Solanaceae.